AUGGGCCGUCAGCCUCGUCAACGACCUGUUUCGUGCCACUUCUGUCGUGUACGAAAGUUGCGCUGUAGUCGCGACUUUCCGUGCUCCAAUUGCACAAGCCGCGGAGUCCAGUGUCAAUCCCAAGACCCACCCCGGCUUACAGCUACAGCUACAGCUCCGGUCUCACGGCCGAUAGCCAAGCGCGGAGAUCCGCCGCCUACGGACCGGGAAGCCGAGAUACUUAACCGACUGGAGAAGCUGGAGGCUCUCCUUGCACUACGGACCAACCAGACUGAGAGCAAUCCUCCCGCAACAUCGAUAGCAUCCUCAAGUGCAUGCAGCAGUGAUGAUGUGCCAAGAACUAGAACGCAGGCGCGCUCAUCAGAGCCGUCGCAUGCUUUACCUGCCAAUGUCCAGAAUCUGACUGCUGACGCUCUUUGGCUCGAGAGGACAUGUCUUGGCCCCAAGCCAUCGGACUCUGUGCUCGUAGACCAAAUUCUUUUCCGCGUCUGCCCUAUCCGCUCAAUCGCUCAGCCAUCAUCUUAUCUGUUCCAAAACUCAAGCGUUCCUUCAGGUCUUCUCUCACUGGAACCGACAAGAUGCAUCUGGCUUCCCCAACGACACGAGACCAAAAUGCUGAUUCACAAAUAUACCUCGGUCAUUACAUACAUGCACCAUGUCGUUCACAACCCAAGCGUAUAUAAGCUAGUAGAUGAGGUUUACGAUACUCUAGAGAGAGGUGAAGAACCCCAAUUAUGCCAGGUUUUCCUCAUGCUUGCGCUCUGUACCAAUGUCACAUAUGGCUGGACAGCAACAGACAACGACAUGACGCCCCUGUUUUUGGACUUUUCAGAGUCAAAUAAUCAAUCAUUUGGCUGGCUCAAGGCAGCUUUUGAUGUAUUUGAUACGGCCCAACGGAGGUCUGAAGUGGGUUUGGAGUUGGCACAGGGGCUCAUUAUUUUGAGCUUCGUCUUGCUCAACCUGGAAGGCAUUUCAGCACGAGCUCGAAACUGUUUAUUUCAAGCCAUCACAAUAUGCCGUGAGCUUGGCGUCCAUCGUCUAGAUCACCCACACCAGCAGCCUUCGACGCUAAUUACCCAAUUCAGCAAUCUAAAGGCUGAGAUAGCUCGACGAGUCUGGUGGUAUCUUGUCAUAACAGAUACAAUGAUGGCGCGAUUCCCAGGUCCUCAUGAGGGCACUUGUGCUAUUAACCCUCAAUAUAUGAAUAUUAGAAAGCCCCUGAACAUCAAUGACGAAGACCUGGUAGAGGGGAAGGAGAUGGUUGGGAGACCAUUGACCGAGUCAACGAGUAUGUCCUAUUUCAUGCAAAGAAUGAAAAUCGGGGAUGUGAUUCGGGAUUUCACGGAGCGAGUAUCUCUCUCUUCUCCAAACCAACAGGGCGAUCCUUACGACAUGGUACUGGGGAUAGACGCUGGUAUGGAGCGGUUCAUAGACGAGCUUCCCCCUUUUAUGAAGUUGAACGCUAUGGAAGUGCAGCAAUUGCCCCCUGAUGAUGUUCAGAGACAACCAGACAUAGUCAUUCAACGCCACAUUAUGAAGACCUUCAUUUACGGACAAAGAUGCAAGCUUCAUCUCCCAUACUUGGCUCGGGGGGCGGUAGAGCCUGCGUAUGCUCAAUCACGGAGAGCCUGCCUUGAUUCUGCACGAAUGGUCAUCCAAGCAGAAACACAAAUGGAGGAGGAAGACACAACGUUCAAAGCGACGAGGCUUCGGCUAUGUUUGGCCUUGCACAGCGUCUUCAUCGCCAGUAUAGUUCUACUACUAGACUUCUGUCUUGGCGUUGAUGCCGACGAGAAAGAACAGAGACGGCAGGACUUGGCUGAAGCAUGGCAUAUUCUGGAGACAGCAAAGGAACACUCGAGACCCACAGCACGUAUUCAGGACCUUCUGAGACAGGUGAUGAAUAAACACAAGGUGUCCUUGCCCGUGGUCAAACCAAAGGAACGGCAUCACCCAAGGCCAGUGGGUAAAAACCUUCCACCUACACCUAAUUCAUCAACGGCAAUCAUGUCAACGGAAACAACUCCCAGUGACGUAGGAGUUUCUUCUCAGGAGUUGAAUGAUCUGGGAUUCAACAUGGACUUGGACGGAAUGGACUGGGAAGGCCUCCUCUGGGGCUUGGAAGCUCCCAUGUUCUAA
Fusarium pseudograminearum CS3096 is the source of this 2139-nucleotide messenger RNA. RefSeq lists its product as uncharacterized. The transcript has 3 exons. The record is from RefSeq and is a predicted model, not a curated record. Bases 1 to 2139 code for a protein of 712 amino acids. Gene Ontology annotation, biological process: regulation of DNA-templated transcription; DNA-templated transcription. Gene Ontology annotation, molecular function: DNA-binding transcription factor activity, RNA polymerase II-specific; zinc ion binding; DNA binding. Lineage: Eukaryota; Fungi; Ascomycota; Sordariomycetes; Hypocreales; Nectriaceae.